Messenger RNA from Osmerus eperlanus (European smelt), 4390 nucleotides. It is a transcript of the gene cyp7b1, whose product is annotated as cytochrome P450 7B1. Gene Ontology annotation, biological process: bile acid biosynthetic process; cholesterol homeostasis. NCBI's taxonomy places the organism in Eukaryota, Metazoa, Chordata, Actinopteri, Osmeriformes, Osmeridae. Gene Ontology annotation, molecular function: iron ion binding; steroid hydroxylase activity; oxidoreductase activity, acting on paired donors, with incorporation or reduction of molecular oxygen. The record is from RefSeq and is a predicted model, not a curated record. The coding region runs from base 2646 to 4100 and encodes 484 amino acids. The transcript has 6 exons.
UUUUUGGUCCAACUUCCUGUAAUAGCUUGCCAUUUCAAACAUCACCUUAGCUGUUGUCGGGUCAUUCACGCACAUGAAUGGGAUGUAAUUUAGAAUUUGAAUGGAAAAGAAAAGAAAACAGAAAAAUCUCGAGACCAGGACGGUACCCGCAAUUUGUUACGGUGGUGGAGCAAGCAUUUUGUCGGUGGCAACAGGAUUGUAGUGGGACGUCCGACCAUCCGAAGUGGAAAUGCUCGCUCUUGUCUUUCUUGUUUUAAUCUCACUUUGUUUAUUCUCCAGGCUUGUUGGAAGGAAAAGGCAAGUAGUUGAUGAAUAUUAUGUGUCAUCUAGGUUUAGCCUAUUAGUUUGUUUUUAAAUUGUUUUAAUACAGAUCGAGGAACAACUCUCACUAAAUAGUCCUUGAUUUUAAUUACGUGCAGUUGUCGUACUUAUCGUGAAAUAGCCAACAAGUUUGUCAAGGGAGGAUCUCAAAAACUGUUGGCAAGUGAUGGGCGAUAGACUGGUUGCUUGUUGUCUGACACGAUGUUUGACCUGACCUAAUAACCCAUAUUCUUUGGCAUUACCCUUUCCAGCCACAUGCACUAGACCGACUGACAGAGAGUACAAUUAGGAUUAAAACAAUUAAGCUUUUUUAUUUUUUGUAUUGUUCAUUUUUACACACUUUAGUAGCUGCAACAUCAUUUAUUAUGCUACGUUACAGCUUUUAUGCAGUUGAAUGUUGUUUUUACAACACAGUUUGGUUUGGUUGUUAGAGGCAAUGCCAAUCUGAAAGUGUUUUCAAUUUUGAAAAUAUCUUAAAUGUUUUCAACACUAUAGUGUUGAAACACUAUAUACUAUAGUGUUUGACUGGAUAAGAACUCAUGGGAGCCACCGUUUGCUGUGAGAAGUAGGUCAAACUCCAACAGCCCCUGAAGACAUUUUGUCCUUUUCUGAGGAAAUGGGCUGACUACUUCCCAAAGGAGCUCUUACUGAGUCUGGUUACUGCUGUUGUAUCCACCCCGCUGUUUUUCACCCUCUGUAGAAAUACCUUGGUGCACAUAAAAACAAGAGUGAACAUGUGCAAAGGUUGUUGCACUUUGCCCAAGUCUGCCCUAUAGCUACUACCGAAGAAUUCCUCUUUCCUCAGUCCAUGACUAUCACACCAUUACCUUUACUCUUAUAUUGAAAAUAGAUUACAAAUACUUAUAUUAAUGACAGCAACAUAUAUUCUUACUGUAAGUCCCAUUGUAAUGCGGCAGCACAAAAAUGAGGGAGGUGGUUCUGUCCUUCCUCAUUGAUGUUAGGAUACUGUCAUCAGAGUGUGUGUUGCAAUCUUUGGCAUGCUGACAAAGCCUCUAUAGCAAAUAUACUUUGAAAGACUCUAGUGGGAUUUGCCGGAUGUGACACUGUUUAUGUUUACUGUUCAGUUAACACAAUUCACCUAAUAUCUGGAUGGUAAAUUAAUUGAAACCCUUUUAUCUUCAGAUUGUAAACCAUGACAUCAUGGAUAUUUUGUGAUGAAAGGAAAAAAUACGAUUUGUGACAUUUGUGAAAAUGAAAUAUGUUUUCUGAUCGCCGUCUAGAAAAUCAUCACAAAAGCAGGAGGGUGUGCCAGGACUCUGCUCAACCUUAGAGUGCAAAUGAAAAAGUAGAAUGAAUAAUAGGGUUUGUAUGUGGAGUAAACAUUUCCUAAUGUGUGGUGAAGGACCAUCGUAUGUGAGUGGUAAGUUCUCUUGACAGGAUCAAAAGUGCCCCUGUAUCUCUUUAGGGCAAUUAGAAUGCAUGGGUGAUUUCUCCCUACCCGUCAACAAUCCAGUUAUUAAUAGCCCUUGGAUCUCGACAUUCAGUGGCCUAAGGACAGAACCAAUGUUUUGGUUUCUGGAUUUCUGUAUCCUUGAGCUUGGAGUAUUUGUCAAAGCUUGUUGGUUGGUUUAGUUAUCUUAUAGUUUUGACAGAUCAUACAUGUAAUGUGACCACACAUACACAUUUAUUGGAUAUAAUUUUGGGUAUUUUGCCUGGUAACGGCUAAUAGUUAUCUCUAAUCACUUUUUGACAGGGUUGCAAUUUCUAUUCGGACCAAUACACCAACACAAAAUCACACCCCUCUUAUUAGCUUUACAAUUAAGAGCCCUUGAGUGAGUCCAGUUCUUUGUGAACCAAGGGUUAUAGUUCUGGCGCAUUGCUGUUUUAUUGGUGGUGGAGCUAUUGAGUGAAGGAACACCUAAAGAGUCAAAACAACAAGACAAGUUUUUCUGAUCCUUAGCAGACUCUCAGAAGUGGUGUUGUUGUGCACCUGAGAGGAUGUUUGUAUUAAGCAGUAUGUGGGACCUUCCUGAUACUCCCUUCAGUGUCAUGAAGCAUCUGUAAUCAAUCACAGUUUGGCAUAGGUUGCUACUUUCCAAUUCUGUAUGAGAAUACCCGUUUUUGGCAGUUAUAUGUGCUGUGGCUCUUAUUGCGUCAGCUGCAGAUAAAAAAUGUUUUGAUGAAACAAGUUGUUGUCCUCAAACACAAAGAACAGAGCAACACGCUGAGAACAUUUGAAUUGGAAUGUUUGUAUAAUACAAAGAACCUCUUUGUUAGGGUUGGGUUGGCUGUGUUGUGGUCAAUCACACCACAGGGAAAGCUGAUACCUGUCCAACCAGAAUCGAUCCCAGACAUGCCUUCUCAUGGAUAUUUCAAACAGACGAGAUGAUGAGCCCCCACUUAUAACAGGCUGGAUUCCCUACCUGGGGAAGGCAGUGGAGUUUGGAAAAAAUGCUCAUAUGUUUCUUGCAGCACAUAAGGAAAAACAUGGAGACAUAUUUACUAUAUUGAUUGCAGGAAAGUACAUUACAUUUAUCAUGAACCCACUGCUGUAUCCCAACGUCAUCAAACAUGGGAAACAGCUGGACUUCCACGAGUUUUCCGACCAGGUUGCCCCGGUAACUUUUGGCUACCCUCCUGUCAGAAGUGGCAAAUUCCCCGGCAUGGAUGAGCAGAUCCAGAGAUCCUUUCGCCUCCUGCAAGGUGACAACCUGACUUCCUUAACAGAGAGCAUGAUGGGUAACCUCAUGCUUGUGUUUCGGCAAGACUACCUGAGGGAGAUGGAGGAGAAUAGGGAUCAGGGUGGUGCUUGGAGGACUGAAAGCAUGUACCAGUUCUGCAGUUCUGUCAUGUUUGAGGCGACUUUCAUGACCAUGUACGGCCAGCCAGAAUACGCCUGUCGACACAGCGGAAUGAGCACGCUCAGAGAACAAUUUGUUAAGUUCGACAACAUGUUCCCGCUCUUAAUCGCCCAGAUCCCCAUCUCUCUCCUGGGUUGGACCAAGUCUAUACGGGAAGAGCUGAUCAACUACUUCCUGCCACAUAGGAUGUCACGCUGGUCCAACACAUCACAGUUCAUCAAAAAGAGAGCUGAGGUCUUUGAGCAGUAUGAUUGUCUUGGAGAUGUAGAUAAAGCAGCUCAUCAUUUUGCCAUCCUAUGGGCCUCAGUGGGCAAUACAAUCCCAGCAACCUUUUGGGCCAUGUAUUACCUGGUAAUGCACCAAGAAGCCCUUGCAGCGGUAUUUAAGGAAAUCCAGAGUGUGUUGAAGCUCUCUGGAAUAGAGGAGCUGAAAAAUAGAGACAUCACUUUCACCAAGGACCAGUUGGACGGUCUUCUCUAUCUGGAGAGCGCCAUCAACGAGAGUCUGCGGUUGUCUUCGGCCUCCAUGAACAUUCGUGUGGCCCAGGAGGACUUCAGCUUACGGCUAGUAGGGGAGCGAUCGGAAGCGGUGAGGAAAGGAGACGUGAUCGCCCUGUACCCUCAGAGCAUGCAUAUGGACCCAGAGAUCUACCAAGACCCCGAGGUUUUCAAGUUUGACCGGUACGUUGAGGACGGUAAAGAAAAGACCGACUUCUACAAGGAUGGCCAGAAGCUGAAGUAUUACCGCAUGCCAUUCGGCUCUGGUUCCACCAAGUGUCCUGGAAGGUACUUUGCGAUAAAUGAGAUAAAGCAGUUCCUGUCUCUCCUUCUGCUUUACUUUGACAUGGAAGUGGUGGAGGGUCAGAAGCGGGUCACCCUGGACCCGAGCCGAGGAGGUCUGGGGAUUCUGCUUCCCGCCACCGAUGUAAGGUUUCGCUACAGGCCUCGCCAAGCCUGAUUGAAUGAUGGACUAUUGGUACCUAGAGAAGGCAGAGCCCUAUGCGGGACAUGUGGAUUGGACGUACAUCUUCCGUAUUAUAUUCAGAGAAAAUCACAGGAGUAAUUGUGGGCCAAAGAGUGGACCCAUAAUGUAUAGCACAGGUAUAUGCUGUUGUCUUAUAGUACAGUAUUCCAUUCCAUUCCAUUUCAUUGUAUUGAGGAUUCAGUUAAGAACUGUUGUCUUUGAAACCCAAUUCUUCAUGAUUAACAGUUGUUAUAGUUCCAAUUUUCUUGUCUCUGUUAAUUGUU